AUGGCGUGCAUAAGCGCCAUUUUUAUCAUUGACAUGAAGGGGAAAGUGAUCAUCAACAGGAACUACCGAGGAGAAGUGAACCUGAAUCUGACAGAGGUAUUUUAUAAUUGCGUAAUCGAUCAGGAAGACAAUCUGAUAAAACCCAUAUUUCACGUGAAUGGGCUGACCUACUGCUGGGUGGCAUAUAACAAUAUAUACAUCCUGGCAGUAACGAGAAAAAACAGUAAUGCUACGUUAAUCAUCACAUUCCUGUACAAACUGAUACAUGUACUGAAGGAUUAUUUUAAAGUGCUGGAGGAAGAAAGCAUAAAGGAUAACUUCGUAAUUACUUAUGAAUUAUUAGACGAAAUGAUUGACAAUGGAUUCCCCCAACUAAGUGAAGUGAAAAUAUUGAGAGAGUAUAUAAAAAAUAAAGCCCACCAAUUAACAGUAAAAAAUAUAAAAAUUCCAUCAGCUAUUACCAAUUCGGUAUCUUGGAGAAAUGAAGGAAUAAAAUACAAAAAGAACGAAAUAUUUUUGGAUGUUAUUGAAAGUUUAAACAUUAUAAUUUCUUCCAAUGGUACCGUUUUGAGGAGUGAAAUUCUUGGGUGCCUAAAAAUGAAGUCAUACUUAUCAGGUAUGCCCGAAUUAAAGCUAGGAUUAAAUGAUAAGCUUCUGUUUAAUAAAAAUGUGAGCAAUUUUAACAGCACAAGUAGUGGCGGUACUGGUAAUGCGGGAAGUGGAGUUACCAAUUCGAACUCGGCUAACCCUGCUAAUGUAAACACUCAGACGAAUAGAACCAAGUUAGUUGAAUUAGAGGACAUGAAAUUUCAUCAGUGUGUUCGUCUUUCCAAAUUUGAAAAUGACCGAACCAUUUCUUUUAUCCCUCCAGAUGGUAUAUUCAAUUUGAUGACCUACCGUUUAAGUACACAUGUGAAACCGCUUUUCUGGUUAGAUAUUAACAUUUCUAAAAAGUCUCUCACCAAAAUAGAGUAUGUAGUAAAAGCUAAAUCGCAGUUCAAAAAUAAAAGCAUUGCAAAUAAUGUGGAGUUUCAUUUGCCCGUCCCGGCUGAUGUAGAUUCUCCACAUUUUCAAACCUACAUAGGAAGUGUAAAAUAUUAUCCAGAUAAAGAUAUCCUCAUAUGGAAAAUAAAACAAUUUCAGGGACAAAAAGAGUACAUUAUGAAUGCCCAGUUUGGCUUACCUUCCAUCGUGUCGAAUGAGAAUAAGGACGUAUAUUACAAGAGGCCUGUAAAUGUGAAGUUCGAAAUACCCUACUUCACCGUUUCGGGCAUCACCGUGCGGUACCUGAAAAUUAUUGAGAAAAGCGGCUACCAGGCUUUGCCCUGGGUCAGGUACAUCACGCAGAACGGCGAUUACCAG
Plasmodium cynomolgi strain B is the source of this 1362-nucleotide messenger RNA. Its product is annotated as adaptor-related protein complex 1 mu 1 subunit. The annotation marks the transcript as partial. Gene Ontology annotation, cellular component: clathrin adaptor complex; cytoplasmic vesicle. Lineage: Eukaryota; Apicomplexa; Aconoidasida; Haemosporida; Plasmodiidae. The transcript has a single exon. The record is from RefSeq and is a predicted model, not a curated record. Gene Ontology annotation, biological process: intracellular protein transport; vesicle-mediated transport.